AGUUCGGGAACUCCGAAUGUAUUUAGAAGAGCUCGCGACACAGAACCAACAACAACAUCACGACAUAUGUGGGACUUUAUUAAUGAUGUGGAUAUAAGUGAUAUACUUGAUGAACGACCUGGGCGUAGAUUCAUGGAUCUAGAACCUGAUGGUUCUUCAUAUCCACGCAUACCACAUCAUGAGACCGACAUGCAUAACUUGUUGGGAUUUUCUGCUCCGAGAGAAAAUCGUCCGCUAGGAAGCCCUGAUUUUCCCAUACUCCAAAUUAGGGAGAAUCGCGAGAGGAGACAUCGGGAACAGCAGCAGCAGGGACAACAUAAUUUAGCUGAAAAUGGGCAUACCUCAACGUCGUCUACCUCAAUGGAACGCCCAUCUUGCAUUCACAGCAGCAACACUAAUACCAACAAUGGCUCUGUGCAAAUACGAAUUUACCCUACUGCAGUGGACCUGUCACCAUUUGGACUUAAUCUAAGCAACAAUCGUAGUCGCUCUCCAGCCGGAGCCGCACGGCCACGCACUCCUGGACGACCUCCUUCACCAAUGAUGCCCGAUGAUGGCGAAUGUGAAUUUUUGGGGGUCCAUCCCAUUGUAAAAAAGCCACCAUUGGCAGUUAUUACACUUUCUUCGGAAGAUGAAAAUGAAGAUGGAAAUCAUAAUCAAACUUCAUUGCAGACUGAUAAUGUGAUUGAUGUUGAUCCCAUUCCGGGUACAUCAACUAAUCUGAUGCCACUAUCGGCUCUACCUUUUAAACGUCGAUACGUUGCUCCACCUCCAGAAUUGGAUGCAUUUCAAGCGGCUUUGUCUGCUUUGCCUACAGCCAACCUCGUAGAACGACACAUGGACUCUAUUCCUCCAUUCCGACAAAGACAUUCCAGUAAACAUAAAAAGAAGGAACGUUAUCGAAAUCCUGCCUUUGAGUUGCAUUCAUCUCCUCCUCACAAAUCUAAAAAACAAUCAUCUGAAAUUGAGAGUUUAGAAAGUACUGGAUGGUCACGAGCAGCAGCUUCUGCUAAGAAAAGGAAGCAGUCUGUUACCGCUUCAAAAUCCUCUUUGACUGGAAAAAAGAAGACUGUUAAUACUCGUUCUACUAAGGUUAAACCAUGGCUUUUAGUAGAACCCUCCGCAUCCUCAUCUCCAUCGAUGAACUCCGGCACUGAAUUAAAAUUGGACUCGUCCGCUGAUAGUGAUAGUGACUUUGACGUCUUUGCAUCAAGAAUCAAAAGCAAGAAGCAAAAGUCCCCAAAGAAGAAGACUAAGAAGUCUAAGAAAUCAUCAAAGUGUAAAAGUAAAAAAGGAUCGAAAAGAAGCAGCAGCCGUACAAUGUCUUCCUCAAUGUUGAAACCUGAAAAGCAUGCAACUUCUUCCACUUUCACCAACAAUCCUGCUCUUUCUGGUUCUAGUUCUAACAGGCUGAAAUCUGUGGUAAUGAAGGUGAACAAGGGAAAAAAGAGCAGUAAAAUUAAGUUGACGCCCUCGCUUAUAUUUACGUCGUCUGAAUCGUCCUCCAGUGACGAGAAAACGUGUCGUAGUGUGAUGUUUGACGGUGGUAUGGUUGCAAGUAGCAGUGGGUCAUUGACAACAGCAUCAUCUUCCUCCGCUACUACCAUCGUGGGUGGGACCUCAGGAUCUAGUCAAAGCCAAGAGAUUCAAACCCCAUCUUCUGCAUUAGACCUGUCAUCAACAGGAACGAAUUCAAAUCACUUGAGCCCAUUUCUCGGACCAAUUUCAACCAGUAUCAUGAAGAGAAGAAUUUUGUCUCGUCGUUGGGAAUCGGAUGAUGAUGACAACGACGAGCAAGAAGACAAAAUACUGAUUUCUGAGAACAAUGACGAGGCUUCGGAUUCUGGGUCCGUGGGAAGAUUCAAUGAACACCAAGACGACCCGGAUAAUAGUGAUGAUAGUGAUUUUUCUAUUGCUCACCACGGCUCCAGGAAUCACAAACGGCUACGAAUUGAUGGCGACGAUGAUGAUUUUUGAGGAAUGAUCACAAAGCUGGCUACGGAGAUGUCUUUAUCUGACUGAAAUGCAGCUGGCGAAUCUUCUCGGAACAAGACUGUGUACACAGGUACAUUCAUUUAAAAUAAUAUACUUCCUACUUAUCCGAUAGCGUUUACACCCAUUUAAAAUAUUUGUGUUGCAUUUACGAGAUUUAAGUUUUCGGUUUAUAUUAUAUUUACUAUAUUUACUGAAAUUAAAAGAGACAUAUGUGGUAAAAUAUAGACGUGAAGUAAUAAUAUUUAACUGAUAAUUUAGUGACAAUGAAAAAUCAAAGUGUACAUAUUAAUACGAAAGUGGUGUGAAAGAUGUUAAUAAUAUUAACGAUCUUAUUUUCGAACGGGCGUAAUAUUGUGAUUUUAUUUAAAGCAUUUUAAUCAUGAAAAAGCACAAUAAAGACGUUAUGAAUC
Messenger RNA from Folsomia candida, 2405 nucleotides. RefSeq lists its product as uncharacterized. The transcript is spliced from 5 exons. Bases 67 to 1977 code for a protein of 636 amino acids. The record is from RefSeq and is a predicted model, not a curated record. Lineage: Eukaryota; Metazoa; Arthropoda; Collembola; Entomobryomorpha; Isotomidae.